AUGCCACAGCCCAGAAUUAUGCUAGUGGUGACAGGAGAUGAUUUUGGUUACUGUCCCAAAAGGAAUCAGGGAAUUGUCGACUGCUUUAAGGCUGGAGGCAUUUCCUCAGUUUCACUGCUGGUUAAUGCAUCUGCUGCCAAAGAUGCAGCAGAUUUGGCUAAAAGGCACAGCAUCCCAAUUGGGCUCCAUGCCAACCUGUCAGAAGGUAUCCCUGUGUCUCAGAGCCUCCAACAGGCAUCGACCCUGAUCAACGAGCGUGGCUUUUUCCAUGGAAAGAUGGGCUUCCGUCAGGCACUAGGACGACAUCAGCUAAAUAUGGAAGAGGUGGAGCUUGAGCUAAGGCAUCAGAUCAGGCUUUUCAGAGAAUUGACUGGUCACCUACCUCAUCAUAUGGAUGGCCAUCAACAUGUUCAUAUACUUCCAGAGGUCCGUGAGGUGUUUGCACAAGUCCUUUCAGAUCACGGAAUUCCAUAUACACGUGUUCCAGUGGAACCAGGUUUACAAAGCUGUCCGUGGCUGCCAGUGCAUCUCCAAAAAUUCUACACACAAGUGGAGAAAGAUGCCCGAGACUCUAUCCCUGUCUUCAGGCGUUAUGGGAUAAGGUGGCCCGAUGUGUACCUGGGACUGACCACAGUAGGCCAGAAUAUGUCUGUUCCCAACCUGAAGAGGGCCUUCAGCCAUGCUUUGAGUAUGUCCAAGCGAGAUGUGUCGAGUUCUGAAGAGUGUGUGGUCACAGCAGAACUAAUGGUCCACCCAGGUUACCCCAGUCACCCACAAAUAGGUGGCUGUGGAGAAGGACCAGAUGACUUCUCCCAGUCAGAUGACCGCCAACAUGAGCUAAAUGUGCUCACUGACUUGUCUCUGCUUGCUUUGUACCGCCAGGAGCGAGUGCAGCUAUGUGCUUUUAAGGACCUGUGA
This is a messenger RNA of Nerophis lumbriciformis (worm pipefish), 918 nucleotides long. NCBI's taxonomy places the organism in Eukaryota, Metazoa, Chordata, Actinopteri, Syngnathiformes, Syngnathidae. The record is from RefSeq and is a predicted model, not a curated record.